Molecule: messenger RNA, 1839 nt
Organism: Portunus trituberculatus (swimming crab)
Lineage: Eukaryota; Metazoa; Arthropoda; Malacostraca; Decapoda; Portunidae
Exons: 3
Coding region: 1-1812 (603 amino acids)
Biological process (GO): regulation of sodium ion transport
Molecular function (GO): sodium channel regulator activity
Source: RefSeq, a predicted model, not a curated record
AUGUACGGGGUCCUUGGAACACUAGAGGGUAAACAAACACUCAAAUUCCGACACGUGGAGAAGAAACGCGUGUCACGAACCAGAAGAUGCUGCAGAAAAUGUGGCUCUUGGUGCAGGAAUUGGUGCAACAAGACUAACAAGACACUACUGGUUCUUGGCGCGAUUCUUGGCCUUCCUGCCUUCUACAUGUCCCUCUGGCUGUUGCUCUCGCCUGGCCUGUCCACCCUCGCUGCACACUUCCACCCGGCCUCCUGCACUGUUGCCUCUAGUGUCAUUCUCGAGGGAAUUAACAAUUGUUCCUGGAGUUCAUGUCGACAAGGUUGCACGGAGACUGAGCUGUACCUUUGCUGGCAGGUGUUUGUGUUCGUGCAGGUGUUAUAUGACAAUCAGUCCUCUCUUGCACGGUCACGCAGGGAUGUUAAUGAUGCUAGACCUCUGCUUACCACUGCCACACCUGCCCCUCUUAAUUCUGUCUCGCCUCGUACAUCAGAUCUUGUUUCCCAUGCCACAUCUUUCCCUGUCAAUCCUGUUUCCUCUCGCACAUCAGAUCUUUUUCCCCUGCCACAUCUGUCCCUGUCAAUCCUGUUUCCUCUCGCACAUCAGAUCUUGUUUCCCCUGCCACAUCUUUCCCUGUCAAUCCUGUUUCCUCUCGCACAUCAGAUCUUUUUUUCCCUGCCACAUCUGUCCCUGUCAAUCCUGUUUCCUCUCGCACAUCAGACUUUGUUUCCCCUGCCACAUCUGUCCCUGUCAAUCCUGUUUCCUCUCGCACAUCAGAUCUCGUUUCCCCUGCCACAUCUGUCCUUGUCAAUCCUGUUUCCUCUCGCAUACCAGAUCUUGUUUCCCCUGCCACAUCUGUCCCUGUCAAUCCUGUUUCCUCGCACACAUCAGAUCUUAUUUCCCCUGCCACAUCUGUCCCUGUCAAUCCUGUUUCCUCUCGCACACCAGAUCUUGUUUCCCCUGCCACAUCUGUCCCUGUCAAUUCAAUCUCCUCUCACGCACCUGAUCUUGUUUUCCCUGUUAGUGUUACGUCCGCUCGUUCUGUCACACCUGCCAGUGCUGUUAACUCUGUCUCUGUUACACCUGUCCCUUUCACCUCACUUUGACGUAUCAGAGGGACAGCUUGACCUUACCUGUCACUUUAGUCCUCGCAAGAAGAACCAAUUAGAUGAACAGAUGAAGGGAAAUGAGGAUAACACACCAUCAUCAUCCUCACCUGCCCUCCCAUCUGCCUCCACGUCCACUUCCAAACCCACCACACCUGCUUCCAAACCUUCCACCUUCACUACACACUCUCAGAAACCCCAGACCAACACUGACACACCUCACAAGGAGAUGGAUCCAAACGAAAUGGGGUUCCUCCUGCCAAAGGGACCUGGAUCACUCACUCGCUUGCAUAUCAACGUGGAGGGCUGUGGCUACGACCCUUGUGACAUCUGGUGGCAGGAGUUCGGGCGUCUGGGCAGCACAUACGCCUGCUACCUGAGCGCUGACGGGAGCCUAGCAGUGCCUGAAGUUGAUAUAGAGAAGGCAAAGACACAGGUGGUACUUGGAAUGCUGCCUCUAGUACUCAUGACCGUGGCUGUGGUGAUUCUGUACGUGUUCUACUGCCCCAGGAAGAGCAACGCACGCAAGGACAACCCGGGCAAGGCGCAGGAGGUGAAGUGGGAGCAAGCGCGCCAUAUGAUCCUGAAGCAAGUUGAGAAGGAGGAUAAGAAGUACAUGCAGUUUGAUCCCAUUCUAGUGAAGGCAGCGCUGCGUACUAACCAGGUGGCGCCGAGUACUCUGGCGGCAAAGGGCGGGAAGAAGAGGUAGAUGGAUGAUGAGGAGGAGGAGGAGGAG